Molecule: messenger RNA, 582 nt
Organism: Anolis carolinensis (green anole)
Lineage: Eukaryota; Metazoa; Chordata; Lepidosauria; Squamata; Anolidae
Gene: polr3k
Product: RNA polymerase III subunit K
Exons: 3
Coding region: 25-351 (108 amino acids)
Biological process (GO): termination of RNA polymerase III transcription; DNA-templated transcription
Cellular component (GO): RNA polymerase III complex
Molecular function (GO): zinc ion binding; nucleic acid binding
Source: RefSeq, a predicted model, not a curated record
UCCGGUGAAGGCCAAACCGAGAGGAUGCUGCUCUUCUGCCCGGCCUGCGGGAACGUCCUGGUGGCCGAGGAGGGCCCGCGCUGCCACCGCUUCGCCUGCACGACGUGCCCCUACGUCCGCAACGUCACGCGCAAGGUGACGAGCCGGCGCUACCCGAAGCUGAAGGAGGUGGACGACGUGCUGGGCGGGGCCGCGGCCUGGGAGAACGUGGACUCCACGGCAGAGCCUUGCCCCAAGUGUGAACACCCACGCGCCUUCUUCAUGCAGCUGCAGACGCGCUCUGCUGACGAACCCAUGACCACUUUCUACAAGUGUUGUAGCCCCCAAUGCGGGCACCGAUGGCGGGAUUGAGGAAUCAGGGGCUUUGUUGGCUUGAGCCUGGGUCUUUCCACAAACCUACCUUUGUCACCAAAUACACAUCCAGAGUACGGUAAACAACUCUUGCGGUUUGGUGAAUGUUUGUCAUACCCACGUACGGCGUAUUGGAAAAUAUCUGCACCCAAAUGUGAAUCUCCAUGAACGCAUGGAGACCACCUUUUGAAAAUCACUAGCCAAUAAAAGCAUGACCUUGUUAGAAGUAAA